This is a messenger RNA of Letharia columbiana, 3927 nucleotides long. RefSeq lists its product as uncharacterized. Lineage: Eukaryota; Fungi; Ascomycota; Lecanoromycetes; Lecanorales; Parmeliaceae. The transcript has 3 exons. The record is from RefSeq and is a predicted model, not a curated record. Gene Ontology annotation, cellular component: plasma membrane. Gene Ontology annotation, molecular function: calcium-activated cation channel activity. Bases 1 to 3927 code for a protein of 1308 amino acids.
AUGUCUUCCUCCACUUCAGCAAUCGCGGGGCCUACGUCGUUCAGCCAGGCUUUGGAUCAAGGUGGCACAGCGAGUCAGUCAGCAGGCAUUUCACUCGACUCAUUCCUUGCCUCCUUGAUUUCUGGUCUCGCUGUCUUUGGGAUAGAGUUCAGCCUUUUUCUACUGCUUCAUGGCAGGUUUAGCAGAAUCUACAGACCACGUACAUUUCUUCUCCCUGAACGUGAACGAACUGCACCACCUCCCAAAGGUCUUUGGCAAUGGAUUCUACCCGUUUUCAAGACGUCAAAUUCGGACUUCAUACAGAAAUGUGGGCUGGAUGCCUAUUUUUUCCUACGAUACUUACGAACACUACUGAAAAUCUUUAUCCCGAUGGCACUUGUCAUCCUCCCCAUACUUCUUCCCUUGAACUUUGUCCACGGAAGGGGCCCACACUUUGCUACAGGGAACUUCAAAUCAAGCACUUAUACAAACGUCACAGGACUCGACCGGUUCGGCUGGGGCGAUGUACCGCCCGACAAGAACAAUAGAUACUGGGCUCAUCUUGUCUUGGCUGUUGGCGUAGUUAUCUACACAUGCUUUGUGUUCUUCGAUGAGAUUAGGGGUUACAUCCGUCUACGCCAAGCCUAUCUGACUUCACCCCAACAUCGACUGCGAGCUUCUGCAACAACUGUUCUAGUUACAGCAAUACCACCUAAAUGGUGCACGUUCGAAGCCCUUGAAGGACUUUACGAUGUUUUCCCUGGUGGGAUCCGCAACAUCUGGAUCAACCGUGAUUUCGACGAGCUCCAUAACAAGGUCAAGCGUCGCAACAAGCUUGCUGGUUCCUUAGAAUCCGCAGAGACGUCACUUAUAAAGAAUGCGAAGAAGUCACAUCUUGACAAGCUUGAAACGGAAGCGAAGAACGCGGGCGGAAAGGAAUCUAAGGUAGCCGCAUCAGAACACCUAAAGGCGUCAGAAGUGCAAAGCGUAGACCUGGCUCAAACAGACGGCAUCAGUUCUGGAGAUCCACAUCAAGUCCGGCAUACGAUAGACGAAGCGCUGGCGGAGUCUUCCAAUGAGCCGUCAAGGGAGCAAUCUCGAGACCGAAAGAAACCUCUAGUGCCAAUCCCUGCUCUGAGUCAAGGAAUGGAAGCUGUUGGGCAUGGUAUUGGCAACCUGGGGAAGACUGUUUUCGGAGGCUUUAAGACAGUUGGCAAGGGUAUUGAUGAGCGGUUAAACACAAUAGGAGGAUCCAUUCCGGCGACUCCUGAGCCAGCAGCUCCACGGAGCAAAUCUCAUGUGGAAAAAGCCAGCUCCGGCUUAGACGGUACUCGGUCACGGUCGAUCUCACCAGAUUCUGACUAUCCAUACAAGAACCGUGACGCCAGCCUAGGAAGAGACCACCAGCAGAGCUCUAGCGAGCCAUCAAAUGAUAGUACAAUUAGGGAGAGCGUAUCACGAGAUGGGCCCGCAUAUUCACGGUCGAGGUCGAGUCGUUAUGGUGAAGGCCUGGGCAUCGAAGGCGCACCAAUUGAUCACAGGACCAAGCGGGACUCGGGCUAUACAGAUAUAUUGCGCAAUCCUGAGCGACUUGGAGAGGCCGAAGAACAGUACCAGUCAAAGUUCUAUCUCUGGAAUCGCAAGAAGAAUGUACCGUACGGUAUUCCAAGUCCUACUCCUCACGGUCGGGAGGAAGACGAAUUCCCGUUGAGCCGCCCAAGUCCAAUGACCCCGGGGUGCAAUGCCCAACCCACUGUCAAUGGUCCAGGAUCGAACCCAGGCUUAAAAGGGGCGAAAGACCACUCAAAGAAGUCCCGUAAGGAGUCGCCAAAUGACAAAGCGAGUGAGAAAAAAGCCGUCGACUAUCCCAUCGCCUACCAGGAAGGCUAUAAUACCAAUGAAGGUGAACCUGUGUGGAAGCGAUAUCUGAAGGAGAAAGAUCGUGAAUCUAUGAGACUUCCCAUCUUUGGUUCGCAAUGGAUGAUCUCCUUGCCUCUAUUAGGACAAAAAGUUGACACGAUCGAUUACUGCCGUAAGGAGGUCGCUCGACUCAAUGCCGAGAUCGAACAAGAUCAAAAAAACCCCGAGAAGUUCCCACUUAUGAACUCUGCAUUCGUACAAUUUAACCAUCAAGUAGCUGCACACAUGGCCUGUCAAGCUGUCAGCCAUCAUACACCAAGCCAAAUGGCUCCAAGAGUUGUGGAAAUUUCGCCAGACGAUGUCAUUUGGGACAACAUGUCAAUGAGAUGGUGGGAGUCCUAUGUUCGCCCCGCCGUUGUCCUUGUCACAAUUGUCGGACUGGUAAUCGGGUGGGCCUUCCCGGUCUCAUUCACUGCUAUCUUGUCGCAAAUCAAGGCGCUCACGGGCACAGUGAAAUGGUUGCAUUGGCUUGCCCCUGCGCCGAGAGAGGUAUUUUCCAUCAUCCAAGGUGUCUUACCUCAGGUCAUCCUGGCACUCCUCUUGGUUCUACUCCCGAUCAUUCUACGAUUUCUUGCUAAGGUUCAGGGCGAUUAUACUGGCAUGGCAGUAGAGUUGAGCGUGCAGAAAUUUUACUUUGCGUUUCUAUUCGUGCAGGUAUUCCUCGUGAUUUCAAUAUCGUCUGGGAUCACCUCGAUUAUAUCAGAAAUCACACGACACCCUCAAAGCGUACCAGAACUCUUGGCGCAGAACCUGCCCAAAGCUUCGAAUUACUUCUUCUCAUACUUGCUGUUGCAAGCAUUAUCGGUUAGCGCCGGAGAUCUCGUCCAAAUCGUGGGCUUGAUUGAGUGGUUUCUCCUCGCGCCGCUACUCGACAAUACCGCCAGGCAGAAAUGGCACAGACAAACAAAUCUGCCCAACAUGCAGUGGGGAACUUUCUUCCCAGUUUACACCAAUUUGGCAUGCAUUGGUUUGGUGUACUCCAUUAUAUCUCCACUGAUCAUGGUUUUCAACAUCAUCACCUUCGCUUUAUUUUGGCUAGUCUAUAGGUACAACACGCUCUAUGUGACAAAGUUCCGCUUCGACACAGGUGGCUUGCUCUAUCCCACGGCCAUCAAUCAGCUCUUCACAGGGUUGUAUCUAAUGGAGCUUUGUCUAAUCGGCCUAUUCUUCCUCGUUAGGGAUGCAGCACCCGAUGGCAAAGCAAUUGGCACACCCUGCAAGGUCCAAGGUAUCAUCAUGAUUGUUGUUCUUAUUCUUACCAUUCUCUAUCAAUGGCUCCUCAACGGUGCAUUUGGACCAUUGCUGAGGUACUUGCCCAUCACUCUGGAAGACGAGGCUGUGAUGCGCGACGAGGAAUUCGCACGAGCACAAGAAAAGCGUUGGAAGCUGGAUGAGAACGAGCAAGAGGGUGACGACAUCAACGAUGUCCUCAAUGAUCGCGAACGUCUUUCUGCAGACGAUAAUAGGGCGUGUGAGAGUAUUGAAAUGCAGAACAUCGAAGCCCCCAACGAGCGUGGUAGACUGGAUCCAAGAACUCUGGGGCUGCUAGUACCGGAAGCGGUGGGAAAUCUCAUUCCUCUCAAGGCAUCGUCCUGGGCGGACCGUUCCCGGAAGCAGACGCCCUAUUCUCCCGGACAGAACGGACAGGUUGCCUCGCCCCGGCAAUAUCAUCGCCAGCACCAUCCUGCGCGUAAAUCACCAGAUCUUGAGGCUCAACGCAGUGGAACGAACGCGAUCGGAGAAGCUCUGUUCGCGGGGAUCAAUGAUGAAAUCGAGGAUCUGACGCCGGACGAGCGAGACAAGCUCGUGCAGCGAGCCUUCCAGCAUGAGGCGUUAAGAGCCAGAAGGCCUGUGAUUUGGAUCCCUAGAGACGAUCUAGGAGUGAGUGAUGAUGAAAUUUAUCGGACGCAGAAGUUGUCGAAGUACAUCUGGAUUAGCAACAAGUUUACGGGCUUGGACAGCAGUGCGAGGGUCGUAUACAGAAAGAGUCCGCCUGACUUCUCAGAGGUGGACUUGAUCGAGCUCUGA